CCUCCGAGCGCCCGCCGCCCGCCCUUCCCCCGCGCCGCUGCAGGCCAGCCGCCGCGAUGAAGGCGGGCUCGGGGGAUCAGGGGAGCCCCCCGUGCUUCCUGCGCUUCCCGCGGCCCGUGCGGGUGGUAAGUGGCGGCGAGGCCGAGCUCAAGUGCGUGGUCCUGGGGGAGCCGCCGCCCAUCGUCGUGUGGGAGAAGGGCGGCCAGCAGCUGGCGGCCUCCGAGCGCCUGAGCUUCCCGGUGGACGGCGCCGAGCACGGCCUGCUGCUGAGCGGCGCGCUGCCCACCGACGCGGGGGUCUACGUGUGCCGCGCGCGCAACGCGGCGGGAGAGGCCUACGCGGCGGCCGCCGUCACCGUGCUAGAGCCGCAGGCCUCUGAGCCCGAUCCCCAGCCCGCCGAGCGCCCGCUGCCUCCUCCCGGGGCCGGGGAGGGCGCCCCGGUGUUCCUAGCGGGGCCCCGGUCCCAGUGGGUGCUGCGGGGGGAGCAGGUGGUGCUGACAUGCCAGGUGGGGGGACUCCCCGCGCCCGAGCUCUACUGGGAGAAGGACGGGAUGGCCCUGGACGAAGUGUGGGACAGUGGCCACUUCGUGCUCGAGCCCGGCCAUGCCGAGGGAGGCCCCGGCGCGAGCCUCGCGCUGCGCAUCCUGGCGGCGCGGCUGCCGGACUCGGGUGUCUACGUGUGCCACGCCCGCAACGCGCACGGCCACGCGCAGGCCGGCGCGUUGCUGCAGGUGCACCAGCCACCCGAGAGCCCGCCCGAGGACCCCGAUGAGGCCCCCAAGCCCGUGGUGGAGCCGCUCAAGUGCGCGCCCAAGACCUUCUGGGUGAACGAAGGCAAGCACGCCAAGUUCCGCUGCUACGUGAUGGGCAAGCCCGAGCCCGAGAUCGAAUGGCACUGGGAGGGUCGCCCGCUGCUCUCCGACCGCCGCCGCCUCAUGUACCGCGACCGCGACGGCGGCUUCGUGCUCAAGGUGCUCUACUGCCAGGCCAAGGACCGCGGGCUCUACGUGUGCGCGGCGCGCAACUCUGCGGGCCAGACUCUCAGCGCGGUGCAGCUGCACGUCAAAGAGCCCCGCCUGCGCUUCACCAGGCCCCUGCAGGACGUGGAGGGCCGGGAGCAUGGGAUCGCCGUGCUGGAGUGUAAAGUGCCCAACUCCCGCAUCCCCACGGCCUGGUUCCGGGAGGACCAGCGCCUGCUGCCCUGCCGCAAGUAUGAACAGAUCGAGGAGGGCGCUGUCCGGCGCCUCAUCAUCCACAGGCUGAAGGCAGAUGACGAUGGCGUCUACCUGUGCGAGAUGCGGGGCCGGGUGCGCACGGUGGCCAACGUGACAGUCAAAGGGCCCAUCCUGAAGCGGCUGCCCCGGAAGCUCGACGUCCUGGAGGGGGAGAACGCAGUGCUGCUGGUGGAGACCCAAGAAGCCGGGGUCGAGGGGCGCUGGAGCCGUGAUGGGGAGGACCUGCCGACCAUCUGUCAGAGCAGCUCUGGCCACAUGCACGCCCUGGUCCUCCCAGGGGUCACCCGAGAAGAUGCCGGCGAGGUCACCUUUAGCCUGGGCAACUCGCGCACCACCACUCUGCUCAGAGUCAAAUGCGUCAAGCACAGCCCCCCAGGACCCCCCAUGUUGGCAGAGAUGUUCAAGGGCCAGAAGAACACCGUCCUGCUGACCUGGAAGCCUCCCGAGCCGGUCCCUGAGACGCCCUUCAUCUACCGGCUGGAGCGGCAGGAGGUGGGCUCCGAAGACUGGAUCCAGUGCUUCAGCAUCGAGAAGGCUGGAGCCGUGGAGGUCCCGGGGGACUGCGUGCCCUCCGAGGGCGACUACCGCUUCCGCAUCUGCACGGUCAGCGAGCACGGCCGCAGUUCCCACGUCGUGUUUCACGGAGCUGCCCACCUCGUGCCCACAGCUCGCCUGGUGGCAGGUCUGGAGGAUGUGCAGGUAUACGACGGGGAAGAUGCGGUCUUCUCCCUGGAUCUUUCCACCAUCAUCCAGGGCACCUGGUUCCUUAACGGGGAAGAGCUCAAGAGUAAUGAGCCGGAGGGCCAGGUGGAGCCUGGGGCCUUGCGCUACCGUAUAGAGCAGAAAGGCCCGCAGCACAGACUCCUCCUGCAAGCCGUCAGACACCAGCACAGCGGGGCCCUGGUUGGCUUCAGCUGCCCCGGCGUUCAGGACUCGGCCGCCCUCACCAUCCAAGAGAGCCCGGUGCACAUUCUGAGCCCCCAGGGCAAGGAAUCGUUGACCUUCACGACCUCAGAGCGGGUGAUGCUGACCUGUGAGCUCUCUCGGGUGGACUUCCCGGCGUGCUGGUACAAGGAUGGGCAGGAGGUAGAGGAGAGCGAGUCGCUGCUGGUGAAGAUGGAUGGGCGCAAACACCGCCUAAUCCUGCCGGCUGCCAAAGUCCAAGACAGCGGCGAGUUUGAGUGCAGAACGGAAGGUGUCUCAGCCUUCUUCAGCGUCACCGUCCGAGACCCUCCGGUGCACAUCCUGGACCCCCAGGAGCACGUGUUUGUGCAUGCCAUUACCUCCGAGUGUGUCAUGCUGAGCUGUGAGGUGGACCGCGAGGAUGCGCCUGUGUGCUGGUACAAGGAUGGGCAGGAGGUGGAGGAGAGUGACUUCGUGGUGCUGGAGAAGGAAGGGCCCCACCACCGGCUGGUGCUGCCUGCUGCCCAGCCCCCUGAUGGGGGCGAGUUUCAGUUCGUUGCUGGAGAUGAGCGUGCCUACUUCACCGUCACCAUCACAGAUGUCUCCUCUUGGAUCGUGUACCCCAGCGGCAAGGUGUACGUGGCAGCCGUCCGCUUGGAGCGUGUGGUGCUGACCUGUGAGCUGUGCCGGCCAUGGGCCGAGGUGCGCUGGACCAAGGACGGUGACGAGGUGGUGGAGAGCCCCGCAUUGCUCUUGCAGAAGGAAGACACCAUCCGCCGCCUGGUCUUGCCCGCUGUCCAGCUCGAGGACUCCGGCGAGUACUUGUGUGAAAUUGACGACGAGUCAGCCUCCUUCACUGUCACUGUCACAGAGCCCCCAGUGCGCAUCAUAUACCCCCGGGAUGAGGUGACCUUGAUCGCCGUGAGCUUGGAGUGUGUGGUGCUGAUGUGUGAGCUAUCUCGGGAGGACGCCCCUGUGCGCUGGUACAAGGAUGGGCUGGAGGUGGAGGAGAGUGAGGCCUUGGUGCUGGAGAGCGACGGGCCACACCGCCGCCUGGUUCUGCCUGCAGCCCAGCCCGAGCAGGGGGGCGAGUUCGUGUGUGACGCUGGAGAUGACUCAGCCUUCUUCACUGUCACUGUCACAGCCCCGCCAGAGAGGAUUGUGCACCCGGCAGCUCGCUCCCUGGACCUGCAGUUCGGGGUUCCGGGGCGCGUGGAGCUGCGCUGCGAGGUGGCCCCUGCCGGGUCCCAGGUGCGCUGGUACAAAGACGGGCUGGAGGUGGAAGUGUCAGACUCACUGCAGCUGGGGGCUGAGGGGCCGGCUCGCACCCUGACCCUGCCCCACGCCCAGCCUGAGGACGCCGGGGAGUAUGUGUGCGAGACUCGUGACGAAGCUGUCACCUUCAACGUCAGCCUGGCUGAGCCCCCCGUCCAGUUCCUUGCCCCAGAGGCAGCCCCUGCGCCACUCCGUGUGGCCCCAGGGGAGCCAGUGAUGCUGAGCUGCGAACUGUCCCGGGCUAGUGCCCUGGUCUUCUGGAGCCACAAUGGGAGGCCGGUGCAGGAGGGCGAGGGCCUGGAGCUCCACGCUGAGGGCCCCCGCCGCACCCUCUGUAUCCGGGCUGCAGACCUGGCCCACGCAGGCCUCUACACCUGCCGGGCCACACCCCGGAUAGCCCCGGGGGCCCCCAGCCUCAGCUUCACCGUCCAAGUGGCUGAACCACCCCUGGCAAAGCUGGUCUCGGAGCUGACACCACUAACCGUCCAUGAGGGCGAUGACGCCACCUUCCGGUGUGAGGUCUCCCCACCAGACGCUGAUGUCACCUGGCUACGCAAUGGGGCCGUCGUCACUCCAGGCCCCCAGCUAGAGAUGGCCCAGAAUGGGUCAAGCCGCACGCUGACGGUGCGAUGCUGUCAGCUGGACGAUGCAGGGACCGUGACCGCCCGAGCAGGGGGCACAGCCACAAGUGCCCGGCUCCACGUUCGAGAAACGGAGCUGCUGUUCCUCCGGCGGCUGCAGGAUGUGCGAGCAGAGGAAGGGCAGGACGUGUGCCUCGAAGUGGAGACCGGUCGCGUGGGCGCAGCGGGCGUCGUGCGCUGGGUGCGAGGUGGGGAGCCCUUACCCCAUGACUCUCGAGUGUCCGUGGCCCAGGACGGCCACAUCUACCGCCUCUUCAUCCACGGCGUCGUCCUGGCUGACCAGGGCACCUAUGGCUGCGAGAGCCACCACGAUCGCACCCUGGCCAGGCUCAGCGUGAGGCCAAGGCAGCUGAGGGUGCUGCGGCCUCUGGAGGAUGUGACCAUUACUGAGGGGGGCAGCGCCACCUUCCAGCUGGAGCUGUCCCAGGAGGGUGUGACUGGGGAGUGGGCCCGAGGAGGAGUCCGACUGCAGCCGGGGCCCAAGUGCCACAUGCAUGCAGAGAGCCACACUCACCGCCUGGUGCUCAGCGGCCUGGGCCUGGCCGACUCAGGCUGCAUCUCCUUCACGGCGGACUCCCUGCGCUGUGCAGCCAGACUCACCGUGAGAGAGGCCCCCGUGACCAUUGUGAGGGGGCCACAGGACCUAGAGGUGACCGAGGGAGACACAGCUACAUUGGAGUGUGAGCUUUCUCAGGCCUUGGCUGAUGUCACCUGGGAAAAGGACGGGCGCCCGCUCACCCCCAGCCCUCGGCUCAGGCUCCAGGCCCUCGGCACGCGUCGCCUUCUCCAGCUGCGGCGCUGCGACCCCUUGGACGCCGGGACCUACAGCUGUGCAGUGGGGACGGCUCGCGCCAGGCCCGCCCGCCUGACUGUGCGCGAGCGCGUCGUGUCGGUGCUCUCCGAGCUCCGGGCGGUUAGCGCCCGCGAAGGCGACGGCGCCACGUUCGAGUGCACCGUGUCGGAAGUAGAGACCACCGGGAGCUGGGAGCUCGGAGGCCGUCCGCUCAGACCCGGAGGCCGCGUCCGCAUCCGACAGGAAGGGAAGAAACACGUUCUGGUGCUGAGCGAGCUGCGCCCGGAGGACGCCGGUGAGGUCCGCUUCCAGGCGGGACCCGCCCAGUCCGUGGCUCAGCUGGAGGUGGAGGCACUGCCUCUCCAGAUGUGCCGCCGCCCCCCUCGAGAGAAGACGGUUCUGGUCGGCCGCAAGGCGGUGCUGGAGGUGACCGUGUCCCGCUCGGGGGGCCACGUGUGCUGGUUGCGGGAGGGGGUCGAGCUGUGCCCGGGAGACAAGUAUGAGCUGCGCAGCCACGGCCCCACCCACAGCCUGGUCAUCCAUGACGUGAGACCUGAGGACCAGGGCACCUACUGCUGCCAGGCCGGCCAGGACAGCGCCCACACCCGGUUGCUGGUAGAGGGUGAGUGAAGCUGACCGGGCAGAGGUCAGAGGGGCAGGCCGGCUGGCCAGACACGAGGGGUCGCCAGGGAGCUGGUGGGCCGAGACACACCCACCAGAGGUUUUCCAGGACUUGGGAUGGCCAGCUGGUUCUGGGGUGUGUUGGAGGUGGGGAGCAGGGGAGGGGCUGAGGGCUGAGAGGAGGGAGCCCUGUGUUCUCUACAGGAACCAUCUGAGGGUCAGCCGUUCCCACCUUUCUAUGCCCUUUCCUACCUUUCUAUGCCCUUUCCUGUCCAGGCUUCUCACUCUCUCCUGCCUCUGGACUGUGUCUGUCUCUCUUGGAUGCCCCAUUUGUAUCCUAGUUCCUCUCCUUCCUACCUAAUAGCCCCUGGUGUGUGUCCCACCUUCCCUCACCCCCUUCCUGCUCUCUGCCCAGCCAGCUUCUGCCCAUCUCGGCCAGUCCACGUGGGUCUGAGAAGAGGGUUCUUCAGCUAGUCUCAUCCCCUUCCACUUCCACGGAGAUGCCUCACCCCCACCUACAUUCCUGCAUUUCCCAUCCCUAACUGGGGGCUGACUCCCAUUCUCCUGCCCCCACAGACAGAGGCCCAGAAAGGGUGGGGCAGAGGGUGAGGACCCAGCUUUUCCUGCGUGGGUGCCCAGGCUCUGCCAGGGGAAAGGACAGUGGUACCCACUGGCUCCACAGCCCCACGCCGAGUCAUUCCUCUGCAGGUAGCUAGGAGGACGGAACCAGGCCAGGCAGGUGCCCACGGACAGCUUGGAAGGCGUGUGCCCGUACCCUGGGCAGGGGUGGGGAGGCAGGGGAACCACAGGUGUUGGGAGACAAUAAAGUGGUGCAGUCCUUUU
Suricata suricatta (meerkat) is the source of this 6311-nucleotide messenger RNA. It is a transcript of the gene OBSL1, whose product is annotated as obscurin like 1. Bases 57 to 5477 code for a protein of 1806 amino acids. The transcript is spliced from 19 exons. Lineage: Eukaryota; Metazoa; Chordata; Mammalia; Carnivora; Herpestidae. Gene Ontology annotation, molecular function: protein binding. The record is from RefSeq and is a predicted model, not a curated record.